AUCCUGUUUUUAAGUAUCAAUAAAUACACUGUACUUUUAUAAAAUUAAACAAUUAUAUAACAGUUUCAGAUGUUUUUUGUGAAACCGAAGUUCUUUUUCAGUAGUAUUAACAUAAAUAUGUUUUUAUAAAAACAAGAUGUGUGGAUUUAAAUGUUCAGUUUUUGCCCUUCUGGUAACAUUACCAUGUAUUCUUAAAGCAAACGAACAGAAUUUUCGUUCAAAGAGAGAAGAACCAUGUGGCGGAGAUAUCGAUUUGGAACUUAUGGGUGGUGUUGCUGAAAUUCAGCUCAGGACCGGAGUAAAAAAUGGCGUAGAAUUUUAUAGAGUUUUCGAAGACUGUACAUGGACACUUAAGACGGCUGAUGAUCAUUUUAUGAUCCUCAAAUCCGACUACUUUAGUGUUGAAAAAAGCGAGAACUGUUUCUCGGACUAUGUUAAGAUAACAGAAAAGGGCGUUGAUGAAACAACAAGCAGACACUGUGGUUUUGAUCCAUUGACAUAUAUCACAUUCGGAAACAUAAUAAAACUACAGUUCAAGUCGGAUGGUUCAUCUGAAUACAUGGGAUUCAAAUUCACAGUCAAGUCGGUGAAAAAAUUUUUGGAUGACACGUUUUGCAUUGGUAGUAUUUUAGGUGGCGAGGAUUCGAGCAUAGUGAACAAAGAUAUUUCAGGAGACAACUGUUUUUACCGAAUACAGGCACCAAAGCACAAUGAUAUAACGCUGACACUUAAAAUGCUAGAUUUUGGCUCAGCCAGUUGUGAGGAGGAAAGUAUAAUCAUUUACGAAGGAAACAGUACACAAGGGAGACCUUUAGGUACAAUAUGUAGUGAUAAUGAUCUCGGAAUAUUACCAUACCGUGCAAGUUCAAUGUUUAUUGAGUACAGGAAUCCUCUGGAACUAGACGGUGGACGUUUUGAAAUAGAAUACAUGUUUGUAGAGGACAACUUAAUAUCAUCAACGAGCCAUUCUUCGGUUAGGGAAAAUGAUGCACCAUGUGGUGAAGAAAUUGAUUUAGAACUGAUCGACGGUGUAGCUGAAAUUCAGCUCCGGACGGAAUUAUUCAACGGCAUAGAAUUCUACAGAGUAAAUGAAAACUGUACAUGGACGCUAAAGACAGCUCAAGAUAAUUUCAUGAUCUUAAAAUCCGACUACUUCAUCGUCGAAGAAAGCGAGAACUGUAUCUGGGACUAUGUUGAAAUUACAGAAAAGGGCGUUGAUGGGACAACAAGCAAAUACUGUGGUUGGGACCCUUUGACAUAUAUCACAUUUGGGAGCGAAAUCCAACUACAAUUCAAGUCGGAUGUGUCAUAUGGAUACAAGGGUUUCAAAUUCAUCAUCGACGCGAGUAAAAGAGGUGGAGAUGACUCUAAGUGCAUUGGCAGUAUAUUGGGUGGUGAAGAUUCAAGGAUUAUGAAUAAAGAUGAUUUAGAAGAGGAUUGUUUCUACAGAAUACAG
Messenger RNA from Ruditapes philippinarum (Manila clam), 1456 nucleotides. RefSeq names its product cubilin-like. NCBI's taxonomy places the organism in Eukaryota, Metazoa, Mollusca, Bivalvia, Venerida, Veneridae. The annotation marks the transcript as partial. The record is from RefSeq and is a predicted model, not a curated record. The transcript has 11 exons.